AUGGCGAAAAAAGACAAAAACAAGAAGAAUGAGCGGCCGGAACCACCUGAGUCGGAAGUUCUGGAGGAGACCCUGGUGGCCACCACGGACCUGGAAAAGCCACCCGAGGAGGUCCAAUAUACGGACACGUCCUAUACCAGCGCCUCUUUCGAGUCAUUGCCGCAGGUCGAAGAAAUAAAACCGAAAAAGAAGAAAGGAAAGAAGAAGGAGGAGGUACUGGAAGUGGCAAAGAAGGCGACGUCGUUGUUCCUCGACUGGUCCGAUGAAUCUAUAGCAGAGGAGCAACUUCCUGCAGAAGAAGAAACGCAGGUUGGGAAAAAGAAAAAGGGGAAGAAAGGCAAGAAAGACAAGAAAAAGGAGGAUAUACCGGAUUUCGAAAAGCCAAAAAACUGGAAGAAAAUGAACAAAAAGGAAAGGGAGACCUGGCUCCUCCAGCGAAUUGAAGAAUGGAGAGCGGAAAAAGAAGCUGAGAAGCAGGCGAUUCUAGCUGGUGCUAAGGAGAAGAGAAUAGCCGAAGCAAGAGCGCGGGAGGAACUAAUGGCUAAGGAUAAAGAAGAACAGGAGAUCAGGAAAGAUUUGCUGGCAAAGACAGUCGUCUUAUUCAACAAAUUCGAACAAGAAAAGUUGAAUUAUGAAAGGAAAAGGCACCAAAAUGCUGAAUGGCAACAGUAUCUGCGCUGCGAUGGUCUCCCGGAUCCCCGUGUGAUCACGCAGAUGAACACCUACUUGCACCUAUGGAGGCUGGAGAAGAUUUGUGACGACAAUGAACUAGAGAGGCGCUAUGUGGAAGUUCUACCGAUGUUAGACUUACUUGAAGAAAUAAUGGCAGAUAAAAGACAGUACACUGAUUUGCAAGUCCAGAGCUUCGACGAAGUUCGUCUCGCCCUUCGCAAGGAGCUCUCCAACGCCAUACACUUCGCCUCGUACACCCUCCUUAGGGACCUGGAGCACAGGUUCAACUGGGACUCCAUAAAGGUGGCCAUCUAUGAGCGCGAGUUCAAGGGGCUGCGCUUGAACUUCUGGGUCGCCGUGAGGCUGCCGACGAGGAGACGAAAGCCCGUGGAGCCUGAGCCGGAACCGGUGGAGCUGUCUUUUCCCACCAUGAAGGUGAGCAUAAAGCUUCCGAAGAUCAUCGAUGGCUCCUGCGUUUGCGUGAGAGCGGCACGCUCACUAAUUGACCUACUCAGUGAACGUUGUCGAACAUUUGCACUCGCUUCUCCAAUGCCCAAUAGAUAUGAAGAUCUUUUCACGUUCAACGUCAACGAACAUGAGGCGACGUACAAGUUGAAGGCGGAGCAGGAAGCAGCUCGCGUCAAAUUCUACAAGGAGGUUCAGGAUAAGAUAAGAGAAAUAGAGGCGUUGAUAAAGGGCAACCCAUUUUUAAAGACUGACAAAGAGAAAGAAGAAUUGGACAAUUUGAACAUGGCAGAACCACAAGGUCUGCCAGAUCCGAGAACUUUUAUAUCGGAACAAAACGAACUCGCAUUCACCAAGUAUCUUAAACUGUGCUCAACAAGGACGAAGCCGGCGGAAGUUAAUCUUCGUAAGUAUAGGAUCUGUGGUGGGAUCCUCAACUUGGAUUUACUGACGACCCCGCCGCAACCCAAGAACAUGGAAGGCGGUAUAACUCUAACUACACGUGAG
This is a messenger RNA of Iphiclides podalirius (scarce swallowtail), 1644 nucleotides long. NCBI's taxonomy places the organism in Eukaryota, Metazoa, Arthropoda, Insecta, Lepidoptera, Papilionidae. The record is from the annotation of a GenBank genome assembly.